Messenger RNA from Pocillopora verrucosa, 4280 nucleotides. Lineage: Eukaryota; Metazoa; Cnidaria; Anthozoa; Scleractinia; Pocilloporidae. The record is from RefSeq and is a predicted model, not a curated record.
GUUUUUUGAAACUGUUUCCUCAAGGAGAGCUUACAAGUUGGAAGGGGAAUAUUAGAAAGAAAACAAUGGAACAGAAAUAAAUUGUCAAUCAAACAUUUAUGCCAUCUGAAAAAGGACACACCUGUGACAAAAACCCAAGACCUCAGAGAUGUCUGAAGUGACAGUCCUUGAUUAUGGAGCAGGAAAUAUCCGAAGUCUCAUUAAUGCUCUUAAACUUCUUGGUUACAAUGUGAAAUUUGUGAAAGAUGCCAAGGAUAUCCUAAGUGCAGAAAGACUUAUCUUUCCAGGUGUUGGAGCCUUUGGAAGUGCAAUGGCUCUUCUUGAAAGCAGUGGUUUUGUGGAACCACUUAAGAAGUACAUCCAACAAGACAGGCCAUACUUAGGAAUUUGUCUUGGACUUCAGACAUUGUGUGAUGGCAGUGAAGAGUCUCCAGGUACCAAAGGCUUGUCUGUGAUACCUGCAACUGUGACACAAUUCAACAAGGCUGAAGGUCUUGCUGUACCACAUAUGGGUUGGAAUGGACUUAAGCUUCGUAAGGGAUCAGCUCUGUUCCCAACUGGUUUCUCCAGUGAAGAAAAAGUCUACUUUGUCCACUCAUAUGCAUUACAUUCACAAAGCAAAGAGAUCGAUGAGUGGGUUCUUGCCACUACUGAUUAUGGAGAGGAGUUUAUCAGCAUUGUGCAAAAGGGAAAUAUUGUUGCUACACAGUUCCACCCAGAGAAAAGUGGAGAAAUGGGAAUUAAAAUAAUCAAGAGCUUCUUGGAAAGUUUUCCAAUGAGUGCAAAGGUUGCAAGUAUUCCCUACAAACUGCCUGAUGCCAGUAAGCCAACACAACUUGGUCAUCGCAUCAUUGCUUGUCUUGAUGUCCGCAAUAAUGAUCAAGGAGACCUUGUGGUCACCAAAGGUGAACAAUAUGAUGUGCGCGAACAAUCCAUUACAGAGAAUAUUCAUUCUGUCACACAAAUUAAGGGUGCUGUGAGAAACCUUGGAAAACCUGUAGAGUUGGCACGCAGGUAUUUCAAGGAAGGAGCAGACGAAAUAGUAUUUUUGAAUAUUACAAGCUUCAAAAACUGCCCUCUCCAUGAUCUUCCAAUGCUAGAGGUACUUCGGCAAGCAUCUGAAAAUAUUUUUGUCCCCCUUACUGUCGGGGGUGGUAUUCGUGAGAUACUUGCCCCAGGCAAAGAUGGUGACCAAUCAAAGAUGAAGUGUUACUCAGCUGUGGAAGUGGCAGCUGAAUACUUCAGAUCUGGAGCAGACAAGGUGUCCAUUGGCAGUGAUGCAGUGUAUGCAGCUGAGAACUUCAUAUCAUGUGGUGGGAUUGCAACUGGCCAAACCUCUAUUGAAACAAUAGCUGCUGCAUAUGGGCGUCAGGCAGUAGUUAUCUCAGUUGACCCAAAGCGAGUUUGUGUUCCAUCCCGUGAGGCUGUACAGCAUCAUGUGAUUCACACAAGUUACCCUGGUCCAUCGGGUGAGGAAUACUGUUGGUACCAGUGCACAGUGAAAGGAGGGAGAGAGUUGCGAGAUAUUGGAGUGUAUGAAAUGGUGCAGGCAUGUGAAGCUCUUGGUGCAGGAGAAAUUAUGCUUAACAGUAUUGACAGGGAUGGAACUAAUAGUGGUUACGAUCUUGAACUGGUUGCCAUGGUCAAAGAAGCUGUUGGUAUUCCAGUGAUUGCUUCUAGUGGUGCUGGUCAUGUCAAUCACUUCUCUGACGUGUUCCAAGAUGCACAUGCUGAUGCAGCACUAGCAGCAGGAAUAUUUCAUCGAAACACAGUUUCAAUCAAUGUUGUUAAAGAGCAUUUGUUGAGUGAAGGAAUCCCUGUUAGAGUUUAAACAGAUGGCUAAAAAGUUACCUUCAAUUUACAUCUAGACACUGUCUAUGAUUUCGUAUCAUGAUAUUUUUUAUAUUAACUAGUCUCAACAGAGGGUAGAAAUAAGAACUCACUCAAGAAACCUGUCAGUCAACUAUUAGCCAACUGUUGGCUAAAAUUUCAAGGAUAAUUAUAGUCAGGGUGAAGGGUUGAAAGUUGUUCAUUGUUAACCCUUUAACUCCCAGAUAUGAUAAACAUGUAACUUCCCCCUAUAGUCUCCAUACAUUCAGCAAACAGGUAAUGAAAAUACUCACACUUAUCAGGUAGAAGUUGCUAUCUUGGUCUAUCACCAAAUUCUCACAACAAAUCAGAUCUUGGAAGUUAAAUGGUUAAAACAAUUUAGUUGUUGCUGAGAAAAACAGCCAUCUCACAUUGAACUCUGUAUUUAUUCUUUCAAAAGGCAACCUGUAAAAAAAUGCAUCUAAAUUCAUACAAAAACAAAGAAGUUGGAUGAUAAAUAACUCUCACACAUUUUGGUGUGUAGAGUUGCUGAGUAUUUUUACUCAUUGUUUGUAUUUUAUAGCACAACUUGCCAAGAUACUCAGUGACACUACACACCAAAAUGUCUAAUAGGAUAUUUAUCCCUUUCCUCUGGUGGUCAGCGUUUGAAAUAUUUCAUGGAGUUUUUUAGUGAACCUUUCAUGUAAUGAAGAUAUAUGAUAAGGAACCAAUCAGUCUUAAGUGAUGCACAGUUGUUUGUCAUUAUCAUUUUAUUACUUAAUGCAUCAUACAUGUAUUUAUUAAAGGAAAAUUGAUAAGCAAUGUAAUAUAAAGUAAAAAGACACUGGCUGUAUGCAUUACAUUUGCUUUACUAUCUCUAAAAUUUCUGUCAUAGAUUAUGCUCUAAACAAACCUGUUCCUAGCAUUCAGUUGUUAAAACAAAGUGCAAUAGCUAAUGCCAAAAUAGUAGUAGAGCAGUGAAAAAAGGAGUGAUGUUUGGGUCAGGUCUCAUUCCUUACCCACACCUUUGCUUUUUCACUCUACUGCAAACAUCACCCCAGUUUGCUAAUUAAACACCUGGAACAGGCCAUGUUCUCUCACACACACACACAAAAACCAAAGGUUGUAGCACUAAACAAUCACUAUGAAACAGAUAAAUGUUAUUGAUUAAAUGAAGUAAAACCCUUAAUGACUUUGAACAUUAAGUUGUCUGAUGGCAUGGUUGUGUCAUGAUUCAAAUGUUUUCUUGGUGUAAUAAGAGUUUUGGAAACAAAAGUUGCAAAAUUUGCCUCGUGAUACUCGUUGUCCUUCAUUUCCCUGCAAUGUGAUUGGUUAUUUUCAGUAAACCUUGAAAUCUGAUUGGUUGUUUUGUUUUUAGUGUAGCCUCCUCAUUGGCUGGGAAAAAGAUGCAAUUUAAAGCAAAAAAUGGUGGGAUUCAAGAAUAAAUCACACCAAUUAGAGCCAAUCAGAUUACAGGGACCACCAGUGAUUUCAAAAUGGGUGUAAUAAAUACGGGCUAAGUUUGACUGUCUUACCAGGAUGGUUACCAGGCCACUUGCUGAAGCCUCCUGUCAUUGUUGCUUGGGCUGAAAUAAGUCCUUAACUUCAUACCUCUAAUGAAGCUCCAACCCAAAAGGAAUAACAUGUAUCAACUGGUUUAUUGGGGCGACCCUGGAAGCCUGACUUCUGACGCACUAGACACCACCUCUUUAUUCUUUCAAGUUCUUUGGCCUCAAAGGAGGAAUCAAGCUGAUCCAUUAACACAAGAGAUGCUAAAGCACAAAAUGUGGACCCACCUUUAAAGUAAUGACCAUAAGAAUAGAUUAAUUAAUAUUAAAGAAAAGACACUCAUAUUAUAUCAUCCUAUCACAUAGCUUAUCUUAUUAUAUCUGGUAUCUCACAGUUUAUAUGUGUAAUACGAUUAAUCAAUUUAGCUGGCUGUAUUUCACUGUACAGCCCUCUAUGUGCAUAAGUUUGUUUGAAUUGAAAUCUUUCCCCACUAUUUGAACUCAGAGAUAUGAUAAAUAUUUUACUACCCUCAUUUUCUUGGUUCAUACUGUAAGUUGUCACUGCACCUGGUUUUUCAUGCUCUGAUUUAUGGUAUGCCCAGUUCCUCUUUGGCCAUAAAUCCAAUGGAAAUAACUUUGUCUGUUACAAACAGUAGGGAGCUCAAACUUGGCUAGUGAAAGGUAUUUAUCAAUAACUCCUUGUUGAAACUUCAUUGAAAGGUUUUGCUUGAUUAUUGCUUCACUUAAAUCACUAGCACAAGGAGCUGAUAGAGGUGAAUGCCACUAACCCAUACAUUUGUAGCUCAUCUCUCUUUUAGCAGAAAUUCUAACUUAAGUCCAUGAUGGUGACCAUCUUGGCCACAAUUUCAGGUGACAUUCCAGAUAAUUCCUGAACCCAACACAUGUAAAUCAUCUUGCACAGUGCACAUAAAUGUUUAAAAGGAUUAAAAUUGUUUUAAUGAA